CAUCUGCUGAAUACAGUAAUACAUUUACUGCACCAUAGAAUUUUUGUCAAACAAUAAAACGCAUAAAUGAGAUGGAUCGUUUUUGAUCGAACACGCUUUUCAGUUUGUCAGUGCUUAUUAUUAAGCUUCAUAGCUUUUUGAAAAAAAAACUGUAUUUUUGAAUCAAAUAAUGGGUUUAAAUAGCAAUUAUUUUUUGCCAGCUGUUAGAUCUGGAGCAAUUAGCAUCAACUUGUUCAGCAGAAACUUAGAAGAGUUUCCGGAAGACCUUAUCAAAUUGUCAGGCACAUUAGAAAAACUGAACAUCAAGAAGAACUGCAUAACCGAUUUGCCACGUCAGUUUUCCUUGCUGCAGAAGUUAACUGUGUUACACCUUGGCCAUAACAAAUUUGAAAUUUUUCCUGAAAGUAUUUCCAGAUUACGUAAUCUAGAGACCCUUCACAUGCAUGAUAAUUGCAUAACUACCAUACCAGAGAGUUGCAUCGGCAGACUGGGAAAGUUGAAAGUUUUGAACCUCAACUCGAACAAAAUCGAAACUAUUCCUUCUGAUAUCGGUUUUCUCGAAAAUUUGAGGUUUUUGUCAAUCGAGAAAAACAGACUGAAAACGUUUCCGAAUGAAAUUGCGCAUUGCGAUAGUUUGGAGGAAAUCCACGCCUCGGAAAACGAGUUAGUCAGCCUUCCGAUUGGUUUUGGCUAUCUAGGAAAACUAAAGAAGUGUAUUUUGAGGAAGAACCUUCUGCAAGAUUUGCCAGAGACGUUUGGGAAAUUGACGAGCUUGAAAUGUCUAGAUUUGGCGGCUAAUGACAUCCGGAUCUUCCCAACUAAGUUCCACCAACUUCGGCUGCGUGAGCUGUAUGUAGAGUGCAACCAGUUGAUCGUGGAGAGACCAGUGAGAAGUGUGCAGGAGGACGAAAUCAUGACUCUGAAGGAAUUAGCCUCCAGGACUUGUCUAAAAGAGCUGUCACAGACCAAUUCACUACUGAGGAGAACCAUCAAACACUACCCUGCCCUGCGUGAAAUGUUAUCUCUGGCCAGCAAGUGUGCCAUGUGCAACAGUCUCUUCCUCAACACAUGGCUAGAGUGCGUGCACUUCAUCGACAGCAGGCAAAUCGUCGGCUCACCUCCCGUCGGCCCAAAUGCCAACAAGUCCAAAAUACCUGUGCGAGCUCUGCUCUGUUCGUACAAAUGUUUCAACGCACAGCCGAGUGAUGGCGACUCGAAACAACCUGUCUCCUACUACGGAGUGGCUUUUCCUGCAAGUGCACCACCGUCUGCUAACACCAUCAAUUAACUUUCCAAUUCAAUCCUAAUAAUGGUUAAAAACUACAUAAUCAUCGAAAGAGAAUGUUAUAAUUGACUUCUGGUUUGCUUCUAAAGUUGUAGUGAUUGCUCUAGUUUAAGUC
Symsagittifera roscoffensis is the source of this 1400-nucleotide messenger RNA. RefSeq names its product leucine-rich repeat-containing protein 69-like. Lineage: Eukaryota; Metazoa; Xenacoelomorpha; Acoela; Convolutidae. Bases 170 to 1288 code for a protein of 372 amino acids. Gene Ontology annotation, molecular function: protein binding. The record is from RefSeq and is a predicted model, not a curated record. The transcript has 3 exons.